AUGGCCCGCGUGUGGACCUCUGCCUUCUUUGUGAUGAUGGCGAUCUCCGCAGCAAUGGCGCUUAUGGCCUCUGCCGACGAGAUGAUGUGCAAUUACCUUAAGGAACAAAAUAGUGAAACCAUGGUAACGGAAUUUAUUAUGGACUGUCAGAGAUUGCAGUUGGGAGAAGUGCCAGUUUUUAAUUCUAAGAGGAAAGUGGACAAACUUCUGCUGGGUGGUAACCAAAUUACUCGGGUGCUUGAUGACGCAUUCAAGCACAUCUCUCCGUCAGUUAUAGACCUACACGGGAACAUAAUCACCACAAUGGAGGAUAAUGCUUUCAGAGGGCUAGAGACUAAAUUAAAAAGUCUAAACCUCAGCGUGAAUCCAUUACCGUUCUACAAACUCGAGAGUGCUUUUAAACUCUCAGAACUGGAGAUCCUCGAUCUACAUGACACCAACUUACGUGAAAAACUUACCCUAAAGAAAGCUGCCUUUAGAGGAUUGGAUAAAUUGCGACACCUCGUACUAGGAGGUAACGGAAUCCGAACCCUCAAUAGGACAUUCUCUGGGUUGAAUGAGUUGCGAAUUCUCGACCUGCAAAACAACAAGUUGUCAUCUCUGGGACAUUCCCUUGGAGGACUGAAAAAACUAGAAAAGCUUGAUAUAUCGUCUAACAACUUGAGACAUUUUCCAAAAGAUGAUCUGAAAGAUUUGGAAAACCUUGUCGAUCUCAGUCUCCAUGGAAACCGAAUUAAGAAAAUCCAAGAUGGCGCUUUUGACAAGGCGAAUAAGAUUGAACGCCUCUGCCUAAGCCAGAACCCAAUCAAAACAUUUGAGCUUCUAAAUGCACCAGCUUUCAAACCAAUCGGAAACAGUUUGAAGCAUUUAGAUCUGAAAAAGACAAAUUUGCCUUCUGCUCCGGUAAAUUUGUUUAAGGAAACAAGAUCUCUAGAAUCGCUUGACAUCAGCUCGAACAAAUUCAAAGACAUUCCCAACGGCGCUUUCUCCUCCCUCAACUCGCUGAAGGUGCUGAAGUUAGGGUCAAACCCACUGACCUUGAACCCUGGGCUCGUGACCGGGCUGGAGAAUAGCAUAAAAGAGAUUUACUUGGAUGAUAUGGACUUGACGAAAAUACCAUCGGCUGUUGUGCAAAAGUUACAAAAUCUUGAGAAGCUGGAUUUAUCAUCAAACGAUAUCACGGAGAUCACAGCAGAAUGCUUGGCCGGCAUCGGCACCUGGAAAUAUUCCUUCGAGAAAAACAAGAUUGAGCAGAUCUCUCCGCAAGCUUUCGAAAGCGCCAAGAAACCAGUGGAGGUAGAUUUGGUUGACAACAAGCUGAGAGAUCUUGAUUUCGCCGCCAACGGCUGUCGCUUUGCUUUCAUCGACGUCACCGACAACCCUAUCACAUGCGGAUGUUCAGUGCGGGAACUACUUCGCCAUGCGGAUUUAGAAAUCAUCGGCACAUGCACGUCACCAGCGGAAUACCGGAACUUAGACAUCAUGAGUCCAGAGUUCCGCGAGGAGACGGACGCCAAGUGCAACCGAACUAAGACGGAGAUUGUAUAUUGUAAUCUAGCGGGUAGUGACGGAGCAACAGGCGGCGCAGUAGGGGAGAGUCGAACCACGCCUCUGUACUUGUCAUUGUUAAUAUCUGUACUGAUUCAGACGAUCGGGGUGUUGUUGCACGAGCUGUAA
Messenger RNA from Liolophura sinensis, 1677 nucleotides. RefSeq names its product leucine-rich repeat-containing G-protein coupled receptor 4-like. Gene Ontology annotation, molecular function: protein binding. The transcript has a single exon. The coding region runs from base 1 to 1677 and encodes 558 amino acids. The record is from RefSeq and is a predicted model, not a curated record. Lineage: Eukaryota; Metazoa; Mollusca; Polyplacophora; Chitonida; Chitonidae.